Messenger RNA from Lodderomyces jiufengensis, 1146 nucleotides. RefSeq names its product alpha-1,6-mannosyltransferase (gene MNN11). Gene Ontology annotation, molecular function: alpha-1,6-mannosyltransferase activity. The coding region runs from base 1 to 1146 and encodes 381 amino acids. Gene Ontology annotation, cellular component: Golgi membrane; mannan polymerase complex. The transcript has 2 exons. The record is from RefSeq and is a predicted model, not a curated record. Gene Ontology annotation, biological process: protein N-linked glycosylation. Lineage: Eukaryota; Fungi; Ascomycota; Pichiomycetes; Serinales; Debaryomycetaceae.
AUGUUUAAUAGUAAGAAUACUUUUAAACCAAGAAGUUCAACAUUACCACAUUAUCCACAACAACAUCCAUAUUCAUCAAGAUUUGUAAUAGAACAAAAUUCAAAAUAUAUUUAUCCACCUAUUGAACAUGCACCAACAUUAAAACAAAUUACACCACAAAAAUUAAUAACAAGUUCCAAAAUUGGUGAUAAAACUAUAUUGAAAUCUUUAAAUUCAUUGGAUAAUCCUGAUCCAACUGUACAAAAAUUAAAAGAAGAUGAUGAAAAUUCAAAAGAUUUAUUAAUGAAAGCUAAAAAUUUCUUUAAAAAUCAAGAUAAAAUAAUUUAUAAAUCUAAAAAUUCUCAAUAUCCACAAGUUAUAUUGGUUACAGCAGUAGACUUUGAAAAAUAUUCAGUUGAUGGAUUAGCUAAAAUUGUUCAAAAUAGAGUAGAUUAUGCACAUUAUCAAAAAUAUGGAAUAUAUGUAAGAUGGGCACAAGAAUUUAUACCACAAUUAGGAUCAUUUGAUACAUUAAAAGAUGAAGAAAAAUCAAAAUGGGUUAGACUAUUUUGUUUAAGAGCAGCUAUGUUUGCAUUCCCUGAAGCAAAAUGGUUUUGGUAUUUAGAUCAAGAUAGUAUGGUUAUGGAUUUAACUGUUAAUAUUGAAGAAAUAUUAUUAAAUGAAAAUUCAUUAAAUAAAUUAAUGAUUAGAGAUCAACCACUUAUACCAAGAAAUGGAGUUAUAAAAACUUAUAAAAAGAUUAAACCUGAAAAUGUUAAAUUAAUAUUAACUCAAUCUUCAGAUAUGAUAGAAACCACCUCUUUUAUAAUAAAAAAUGAUCCUACUGGAAAGGCUUUGGUAGAUAUUUGGUCAGAUAAUUUAUAUUAUAAUUAUGGAAAUUUCCCCUACGGACCUGAUUCAGCAUUAACUCAUAUUUUACAAUGGCAUCCUUUUAUAUUAAGUAAAACCAUAUUAGUACCUCGAAGAAUUAUAAGUUCAGAUCAUCCUUUUAGGAAUAAUAAUAAAAAGUCAACAGCAAAGGGAGCAACGAGUGAGUUUGAUUAUGACGAUGGUGAUUUUGUUGUACAAUGGAAUAAGUGUAAAGGUGAAGAAUGUGAAACAUUAGCUAAAUCAUAUCAUAGUAAGAUAAAGAAACCAAAAAAUUAA